Molecule: messenger RNA, 1936 nt
Organism: Ipomoea triloba (trilobed morning glory)
Lineage: Eukaryota; Viridiplantae; Streptophyta; Magnoliopsida; Solanales; Convolvulaceae
Exons: 10
Coding region: 75-1700 (541 amino acids)
Source: RefSeq, a predicted model, not a curated record
CUCUCUCUCUCUAUCCUCUGAUCUCACAAAUUACUGCUCUCUACUGGUUCCCUUUCUCAGGUUGGAACUAAGCAAUGGGAUUAAAGAAACCACCUGAAAAGGAGAACCUACCAGCCUCGACUCCAACCCGAGGGGAUGAUGAUGAUGAUAUUGCAAAUGCCUCCCCAUUAACAUCUUUGCCUCCUGCAAAUAUUAAUGAUCCUAUUCAAUUUGGCAACACCGCGGGGUUUAAUGAAACACACCGUUCAACAAAUGAUUGUAAUAUGACAGAUUCAGAUGAUGACGAGGUGAAGUACUUGGCAGACACUUUACUACAGUUGGAAGGAAUGAUAACCCGAAGAGAAAAUGAUGUUCAGCCUGUUGAUGCUCAGCUUAGCUCUCCAAAAAACAUUGACAAGAGAGUCCAGACAGCUGGAAGGGAAAGAAUCAGAGAACCAUUACAGAAGAGAUCAAGAACUAAACUCGGUACCAAAGAAUUUGCUGGUGAUCUUUCAAGUCCAGCCUCUGGCUCGGGCACCUCAACAUUCUUGGCUAAUGAUGAUGAUGCAGCUAUGCGUAGUAGGCCGAGUGAAAAUUCAUUACCUUUUUCACAGACAGAACAAACUGUAUUUGGUAGCUAUGAGCCUUCUUCUGCAAACAGUGGUAGAAGUUCAGCUCUUGUUGGUCCGACCAGUUCGACAAACAAUCAAAUGUAUUUGCCUCCAGGCUUUCGAGCUCAAGAUGUUGUUGGGCAGACACCAAGCUUCACAAAUAUUGCAGGGAGCAUGCCACCUGGAGUCAUAUAUUCUCACGUUCCCGUGGGUAAUAGAGGUUUACUUGGCCAAAACCAUUUAGCUCAACCAUUUUAUGGAAACAGUACGAGGAACAUGUCACCUCAAUCUUCCAUGUAUUUCCGUACUCCCAUGGCUUAUAGAGGAGGUUUUGCAGCUUUUGCCAGGGGUAAUCAUUUAGGGGGUAGUGGAACACAAGCCUUUCAAGGUGUUCCAUUUUCAUCAAGCAUUCAACCAGUUGUUUCUACAGGUCAGCAGUUCUCUAGUGGUCAAGUUAUGAAUCUGCCCCCAGGCAGUAACUACUUUUCUCAGGGACUGAGAAUCCAGGCUGCAGAAAGCAGUAAUAUCCAACCUGUCAUGAGAAACCAAUUUCCUAUAAGGUUUGGUAUUUCUCAAGCUGAUCUGUUUGGCACCCAGCAAAGCGGUCGUUAUCAGCAAUAUCAGGCUCCAAAUGUUGGGUAUCGUAUGUCAUUUCCAAGCGGUCAAGGAAUUCCUAGUGCAAAUGUUGCUGUAGGAAUUCCUCGGGCUUCUAAUAUCCAUGGCCAUCCACCUCGGGGUUGGUCCAGAGUCCGGCCCCGUUCAAAACUCAUACCUUCUGCUCAUCCUUCAUUGCCUCCUGUGGUUGAGCACGAAAUGCGAGAUUUAGAUUCUACUUCAUCAUCGACGGAUUCAGAUUCUACGCCAUCGCCAGUUUCUGCGCCAUCGCUAGAAUCUAUACCGUCUCUUCAGCCAAGCGGGGAGCAAUGCUGGCUAUGCAAGAGGGAUGUCGCGUUCACUCCAGAUGGCCCGCUGUCUCAGCCUCGUAUGCCACCGGUUGUCGCUGUUCUUCCUUGUCACCAUGUGUUUCAUGCUGAAUGCUUGGAGAAAAUCACACCUAAGGAACAAGCUGAAGAUCCUCCCUGCAUUCCCUGUGUCACUGGUGAACCAUGAAGCUCCUCCUGGUGUUCAUUUUUUUGAAUCAGAUCAGAGUUUUGUGUAUAGUAGCAUCAGAUCAGAUUAGAUUUUUGUGGGUUAUGUGUAAAUCAGCAGCUGGGAGAGCAUGUUGGAAUUGCAGAGAUGUUCUUCUCUAAAGGAGUUGAAAACUAGCAAAUAUGUUGAGAGGGGGUGAAUUGUACUAUUAAAAAUGUAGUAAGAGCAUCCUUAUCAGUGGGGAUAUUUUGCGGUAA